Molecule: messenger RNA, 1733 nt
Organism: Myotis davidii
Lineage: Eukaryota; Metazoa; Chordata; Mammalia; Chiroptera; Vespertilionidae
Gene: MXRA7
Product: matrix-remodelling associated 7
Exons: 5
Coding region: 197-661 (154 amino acids)
Source: RefSeq, a predicted model, not a curated record
GGGGUGAGGUGUGUGUGGGGGGUCAGCUUAGCCCACUGACUGGCCGUGACGCCAGAGCACCCCAAGCAGUCGCCUCUCUCCUCCCUGGGGAGGCCCUGCCCUCACUGAUGUCCGGUUUCGGUGGUGGCGGGGGGUGCACUGGACAUGAAUGCGGUGGGACCAACUGCCCAGGCAUGGGGGAGGCGGAGGGCACUGAAUGCGGAGCCCAGGAGGCGGUGCCCACACCGAAGCCCCCAGAGCCGGUGCUGGAGCCGGAGAGAGGCCCUGGAGGCCCCGCCGGGCCCUUCCCACUGGACACGCCCGUCCCCCUGCCGGGUCAGCCCCUCCGACCUUGCUCCGGUGCUGCCUCCUAGCUGUGGGCAGCCGUCCUACACCUGCAGGCGUUUCCAUAUUUGUCCACUCGCCUCUGAGCCGCACCCUACACCCCCAGAGCUGGAGCGAGGGCACUGACCCCCCCCUUGCCUUGCAGGAAGAGGAGCAGGAGCAGGACAGCGAGGAGGAAGCACCCCCAGCAGAGCCUGAGGAAGACGAUGGAGGAGAGGCCUUCUUCAAGUACAGCCCCGGGAAGCUGCGGGGCAGCCAGUACAAGAGGAUGAUGACCAAAGAGGAGCUGGAGGAGGAGCAGAGGAUUGAGCUGACCUCUGACCUCACUUCCCUGUAGCAAGUUCCUUAGGUCCUGAGCCACAAUAUUCUUGCAAAUCCUUUUGAGUUCAGAAAGAGCAGCUGGCGGCCAUCUUCAAGCUCAUAGAGGACAACAAGGAGACGUUUGGCGAGAUGUCCCACGGCGACGUGCAGGAGCAGCUCCGGCUCUACGACAUGUAGGCUGCCCCCUCCGCCCGGGGACACUGUGCUGUGACGCUGCCUGACCCGACCCCAGCCCUUGUCACGUCGACUUUGUAGGCGUCCCUCGAUCUUCUAACCACAGACGGAGAGGUUCAUCACGUACAGAUCUGCUCAGUCCUCGCAGCCUCUGUGUUAUGUUACAGGAAUCAGGACUGUGGUGUUCAGGGGAGAAAGGCCCGGCUCCUCUGGCUUCUGCCCAUGGGUGAGGCCCCAGCUGUUCCAUAGGUAACCCUCCCAGGCCCCCGCUGUUCCAUAGGUAACCCUCCCGGGUCCCAGCUGUUCCAUGGGUAACCCUUCAGGUUCCAGAGGCUCCAGCUGUUACACAGGUAACUCUCCCAGACUGUCUUCCUCUCCUGACUGAACCCUCCACGCAGCCCCAGGGCAGGGGUGGCCCUGGAGGGUUGACCUGAAGGCUCAGCCCCCAGCACACAUGUGGAAGGAUCCCUGGUGCCGGGGGAAGAUGUGUAUCAGGGUCUGCGGCCUGCAUGUCCAGUCUGGUAACACUAUACUCUUACCCUGCCUUAGAAGGACUUCUGGAAGCUUCUGUGACUGUAGGGAAGCAAGCAGUGGGGGAGCACUCUUUCAGCAGAGUGGCUAAUUCAACCCCACCGUCCGUCCUGGAACAAAGCAUCGGUCUCAGGGUUAAGGCCCUCCCAGCAUUUCCCUCCCGUAAGCAUGAGGCUGACUUUACGUAUAACUAAGCACCUUAAAAGCACCCAGAACUAUGCCAGACACAACAGACAGAAGACACAAACCCUGGGCACGCGCCUGCCUUCAGGGAGGUGAAAGUGCUUCAGAGAAGACAGGCACGGCACCGGGGAGGGACCUCCCCAGGCAGCAGUCGAGAAAAUGCUAAAACAUAGUAAGACCUCAGAACAGUCGGGGGCCCC